AUGUCUACACACUCAAAUCACCCUUUUCAUUUAGUUGAUUAUAGCCCAUGACCUUUAACAGGUGCUAUUGGAGCUAUAACAACUGUAUCAGGUAUAGUAAAAUGAUUUCAUCAAUAUGAUAUUUCAUUAUUUUUAUUAGGUAAUAUUAUUACUAUUUUAACAGUUUAUCAAUGAUGACGAGAUGUUUCACGAGAAGGAACUUACCAAGGAUUACAUACUUACGCAGUAACUAUUGGUUUACGAUGAGGAAUAAUUUUAUUUAUUUUAUCAGAAGUUUUAUUUUUUGUUAGAUUUUUUUGAGCAUUUUUUCAUAGAAGUUUAUCUCCAGCAAUUGAAUUAGGAGCUUCAUGACCUCCUAUGGGAAUUAUUUCAUUUAAUCCAUUUCAAAUUCCUUUAUUAAAUACAGCUAUUCUUUUAGCUUCAGGAGUUACAGUAACUUGAGCUCAUCAUAGAUUAAUAGAAAGAAAUCAUUCACAAACUACUCAAGGAUUAUUUUUUACAGUUUUACUUGGGAUUUAUUUCACAAUUUUACAAGCUUAUGAAUAUAUUGAAGCUCCAUUUACUAUUGCUGAUUCAGUUUAUGGUUCAACUUUUUAUAUGGCCACUGGAUUCCAUGGAGUUCAUGUUCUAAUUGGAACAACUUUCUUAUUAGUAUGUUUAUUACGUCAUUUAAAUAAUCAUUUUUCAAAAAAUCAUCAUUUUGGAUUUGAAGCAGCUGCAUGAUACUGACAUUUUGUUGAUGUAGUUUGAUUAUUUUUAUAUAUCACAAUUUACUGAUGAGGAGGGUAA
Messenger RNA from Drosophila yakuba, 789 nucleotides. The record is from the annotation of a RefSeq genome assembly. NCBI's taxonomy places the organism in Eukaryota, Metazoa, Arthropoda, Insecta, Diptera, Drosophilidae.